AUGGGGGACUGGUCAAUUCUGAGCCGUUUUCUAACAGAGGUUCAGAAUCAUUCAACGGUCAUCGGUAAGAUCUGGCUGACGGUGCUCCUGAUCUUUCGCAUCCUGCUGGUGACCCUGGUUGGAGACGCUGUGUACAGCGAUGAGCAAUCCAAGUUCACUUGCAAUACACUGCAGCCGGGCUGCAGCAAUGUCUGCUACGACACUUUUGCACCCGUCUCACACUUGCGCUUCUGGGUCUUCCAGAUUGUGCUGGUCUCAACACCUUCCAUCUUUUACAUCAUCUAUGUGCUGCACAAAAUCACCAAAGAUGAGAAGCUGGAGACAGAGAGGGUCCAGACAGAGGCCAAGCACACCGUGGGAGACUAUUCUGAGCAGCUUGAAGGGGACGGUGUCAGAAUGGGAUAUGGACCCCAAGGAGAAGAAUGGGGUGGUCAGGAUGAGGAAAGCGUGGAGCAAAAUCUCCUCCAGGAUGAUUUCGGUGAGGAUGGCAAGGAUCCAACCACACUCUCCAGUCAGAUUCUCCUCAUCUAUAUUGUUCACGUCCUGAUCCGCUCAAUCCUAGAGAUCACGUUCCUUGUCGGUCAGUACUGCUUGUUUGGAUUUGAGGUGCCUCAUUUGUUCAGAUGUGAAACGUACCCUUGUCCUACAUGGACUGACUGUUUUGUGUCGCGAGCCACUGAAAAGACCAUUUUCCUUAAUUUUAUGUUUAGUAUCAGCCUGGGUUGUUUUCUCUUGAACAUUGUGGAGCUUCACUACCUCGGAUGGAUCUAUAUUUUCCGCUUGCUGUGUGCUGCCUGCUUCCUGUGCUUCACGCCAGAGAGGGAUCUGUACUCUCAAAGGAACCCUUUGCUGCUACGCCUCAGGCACUCAAUGCGGAGCAGGCUGAUUCUGCAGUCCCCCACAACCACCCUGUCUGAGGAAAAGACAGGGACGGCUUUGCUUUCACACGGCCCAGCCAUCUCCUUCGAGACUGACUCUACUGUUGAGUGCACCUCAAAGAGGAACCCAGAGGAGAGGGAACAUAUGAGGCUGAAUCUGGCCAACAUGGCUAGAUUUACUGGCAAAAAGUCCUGGCUGUAA
This is a messenger RNA of Carassius gibelio (silver crucian carp), 1080 nucleotides long. RefSeq names its product gap junction delta-2 protein-like. The record is from RefSeq and is a predicted model, not a curated record. Gene Ontology annotation, biological process: cell communication. Lineage: Eukaryota; Metazoa; Chordata; Actinopteri; Cypriniformes; Cyprinidae. Gene Ontology annotation, cellular component: connexin complex. The transcript has a single exon. Bases 1 to 1080 code for a protein of 359 amino acids.